AUGCUCCAGUUGAGAACAAUAGAUUAUGUGAAAGCUAAUGUCUGCUAUUGGUUACUCAGGCUGGUCCUAGUUAGUGGCCUGAAGUGGGUGGAUGACGUCAUUGCCAAUGCUCCUUAUGCAAUUACGGCAGAGUUUAUGAACUGUCUGUUCAACGAGCAUAAGAUUGACUACAUUAUACACGGUGAUGAUCCUUGCCUACUUCCAGAUGGAACUGAUGCUUAUGCCUUGGCCAAAAAUGCUGGUCGUUACAAGCAGAUCAAACGCACUGAAGGGGUCUCCAGCACAGAUAUUGUAGGUACUAAUUCUUACCUUAUAUCAUACUUCCUUUGUAAACAAUAUUCAAUUUUGACUGGACCAAGAAGCAUGACUUCUAGAUAUAAGGUUUACUUUUGGUAG
Messenger RNA from Ilex paraguariensis (yerba mate), 396 nucleotides. The record is from the annotation of a GenBank genome assembly. NCBI's taxonomy places the organism in Eukaryota, Viridiplantae, Streptophyta, Magnoliopsida, Aquifoliales, Aquifoliaceae.